Messenger RNA from Trichomycterus rosablanca, 2079 nucleotides. It is a transcript of the gene ptdss1b, whose product is annotated as phosphatidylserine synthase 1b. Gene Ontology annotation, biological process: phosphatidylserine biosynthetic process. The transcript is spliced from 13 exons. The record is from RefSeq and is a predicted model, not a curated record. Bases 54 to 1448 code for a protein of 464 amino acids. Gene Ontology annotation, molecular function: L-serine-phosphatidylethanolamine phosphatidyltransferase activity. Lineage: Eukaryota; Metazoa; Chordata; Actinopteri; Siluriformes; Trichomycteridae.
ACGGGACAAAACCACAAAGCUUUUAGGUCCCUGCUGCUUUUUCUUGGUGGACCAUGGCAUCAACACAUGGCUGUCGAACUCUUAGUAAAGAUGACGCCAAUUACAAACUUCAUUUUCGGAUGAUGAACGAGCAACAAGUGGAGGACAUCACCAUCGAGUUCUUCUACAAGCCACACACCAUCACCUUACUGACGUUCACUGUCAUCAGUAUCAUGUACUUCGCUUUCACCAGGAAUGAUGCAGAUCCUGACAACAACCUGCGAGUGGGCCUCAUCCUUGUUGUUUCUUUCUUUCUGGUUAUCAGUGUCCUCGCUUUCCCAAAUGGGCCAUUUACCAGGCCACACCCAGCUAUAUGGCGGAUGGUUUUUGGUCUUAGUGUCAUUUACUUCCUGUUUUUGGUGUUUCUUAUCUUCCUUAACUGGGAGCAAAUAAAGAUCCUAAUGUACUGGCUGGAUCCCAAUUUAAAAUAUGCAACACGUGAGGCUGAUGUUAUGGAAUAUGCCGUGAAUUGUCACAUGAUCACAUGGGAGCGCAUCCUCAGUCACUUUGACAUCUUUGCUUUUGGUCACUUCUGGGGCUGGGCCAUGAAGGCUCUGCUCAUUCGCAGCUAUGGACUCUGCUGGACAAUCAGCAUUACAUGGGAACUGACAGAGCUGAUCUUCAUGCACCUUCUGCCUAAUUUUGCUGAGUGUUGGUGGGAUCAGGUCAUUCUUGACAUUCUCUUGUGUAAUGGAGGUGGCAUCUGGCUUGGCAUGACUGUGUGCCGCUUUUUGGAAAUACGCACUUACCACUGGGCCAGUAUUAAGGACAUCCACAGCACCACAGGAAAGCUCAAGCGUGCUGUACUGCAGUUUACUCCAGCCAGCUGGACCUAUGUGCGCUGGUUUGACCCCAAAUCCUCGUUUCAGAGGGUGGCAGGCAUUUACCUCUUUAUGAUCAUCUGGCAGCUUACAGAACUAAACACAUUCUUCCUAAAGCACAUCUUCGUGUUCCAGGCCUCUCACCCCCUUAGCUGGGGCCGAAUCCUCUUUAUCGGAAUCAUCACUGCCCCCACUGUGCGACAAUACUAUGCAUACCUUACAGACACUCAGUGCAAAAGAGUUGGAACUCAGUGUUGGGUGUUUGGAGCCAUCGCCUUCUUGGAAGCUCUGGCAUGUAUUAAGUUUGGACAGGACCUGUUCUCCAAAACACAAGUCAUGUAUGUGGUGCUCUGGCUUGUAUGUAUGGCAUUCUUUACAUUUCUGUGCCUGUAUGGCAUGGUGUGGUAUGAGCAGAACUAUGUUGUAAGGCUAAAGAGCACGUCCGAUUGUGAAGAUAGCAGUUUCAUUGACUCCUGUGGCUAUAUACCUGAAACAAGUAAAGCUGAAACCAAUUACUCACAGUCAAGCCGGCGGAGAAAAGGAGGCUUAGGAAGGAACAAAGCUAAUGGAACAAAUGGCAAACAAUAGCUGUGAUGUAGUAAUAAUCAUUGUUUAACACAAAGUGACCUUAAAUAGUAAAGCAUUUACUCAAGCACAAUACUGAAUCCAGCAUAAAGCAUUUGCUUAUUUUUCUUCAGCGUGGAGAUAUAUGCAGCUGCACUUAUUUUUCUCUGUUACUAAUGAGAAAGUUCUGUAGUAAAAUUAAUGGUUUGGUUCUAUGAUUCUAAUGUACAGAGCUUUGGUCAUGAGCCCAAAUGUGUCAGCCUAAGAUAGAGGGUCGGCUAAAUUUCCAUGCCCACUACCACUGUCUAAGGAGAAGUAACAGUUGCUACAGACUUAAACAUGUCUGUCUUGGUUUUCCUGACACAAAGGUAUUUUGGUUCAGAUAUGUGCAGGAAUACGACAUAUAUUGAUGAAGUUGUUCAACUACAUUCCUAUGAAGCAUUCAUUUCUUCCUUCAGCACUUAAAUACCUUAUUCGUUGUACUUCCACUUCACUCCAUGAACGUAAUUCCAGCACAAACAAUAUGUCAAAAUGCCAAACAUGUCUUAGUACAAACAACAGCUUUCACUAAAGGAUAGUGCAUUUUAAACAAUGUUUAAUACGCUAUACUAACUGUUAUCAUGGUAAAUUGGAUACUGUAGUAUUUUAAGAUAUG